AUAAAACGAAUCUGUGCAUUUCAAAGAAAGACAUCCAUUAAGGUGAAUCACACGUUAAUCGUUAUUACAAACCUGAUCAAAACAUGCUGUGUAUUUUUUACCACUGGUUAUGACUGUUUACCAACGCUACUGGUAAAAAAUGAGCUUUCAAGGCUGUAGCACACCAUAACUCACACUGCACAUCAUGUAAACUAAUUAACUGUAACAUUAUGGGGCUGGAAAAACACUUGUGGUGCUAGGAAGUGCUAACGAUCAUAUAUUUUGUUCUUAAAUACGGAAUUUCUGACCUCCUAAUUGCCCAAUUUUCUCUUUGAGGCAUUUUAUUGCAGGACUUUUUUUUAUCAGUUUACAGCAACAGUAGCCAACAACAUCCAAGCAGGGCUGGGAUGCUCUGAUAGCACAACUGAUCCACUGACCUCUAGUCCCAGAGCUGCUCCACUCUGGCUUUCCGAUACUCAUCAGUAGGAAAAGGCUGGCAAGAUGCUGAUCCUUGGCUAAUCUGUGCUUUCCCAAUGCCAUUGCCCCUCUUCUCUGUCUUUUGAGUAAGGCCCUCUGUCCGUAGACAACUGCAAAGCAAAUAGCUAUGGAUGCAAGGUGUGGAACAACAGCAGCAUCUCCAUAGCUUGCUACAGCAAGCUCACCGUGCUCAAAGCCCCACGUGCUCAGCACACAGUGCCCUUCUGCUCAGCUCUGCCUGCACAGCACAGGGGCUGCCUGGCCCUCAGCCUGCUCUGAAGUAUGAUGCACAGCUGCCAGCAGCACGAGGGGAUGCUCAGCAGGAGGACGAAGCAGGGAUGUGCAACUGAGUGUGCCCAUGGAAGAAGUCAAUUCCCAUCUUUAUUUGGGAUCACAGGCAGAGCAAGGCCCCACAUCACUUACGCGGUGCUAACAGGCACAACUGGGCAACGGGCUGCAAAGGAAAUGCAUGGAGAUGAAACCCAUUACCUACAAAACACGUAAUAAACAUUUUUGCAGCACAUAUGCAUUAACAGCACCGAUGUAAGCCCAUUUCCUAUAAACAUGUUAUGCUACAAGUAUUCCUACUGUAAAACAGUUACACGGUCCUAAGAUGUCUUUAACACCCAAACCAACCCCCGAGGCACUUAAAACAUCACCACAAACACAAUUGGUUCUGGCAAACAUGAGGUCACCCUGCAGCGAGCUGCUGCCCAGUGGAGCGGAUGGGCCGCCCCUAUAAAUGGGAGCUUCCAGCAGCAUUCCCCACCUCAGCCCCACACAGCACUCCUUCGCUGCCCUUCCAGCCCCAAAACCCAGAAUGAAGAGCACACUGCUGGCCAUGGCUGCGCUCUGCCUGCUGGCUGUGCUGCACAGAGCCGAAGGGGAGGGCAACGCUGUGAAGCUCUGUGGGAGAGACUUUGUCAGAGCCAUCGUCUUCACCUGCGGCGGCUCCAGGUGGAAGAGGGAUCUGGCUAAUUACCAAUACCUGUUUGCAGAGAGCAGCGAGAGCUCCCCGUCCUCGUCCCAGGAGAGUGGCGGUUCCUCGGAGCCCUCCCCAUUCUCAGCACAGGGGCUGGGGGCUGUUGAUGAGCAGAGCCAGGAGGGCAGAAGCCAGGAGGAGCGCGAUGUGCAGCGCGGCAGGAAGGUGGCUGUGCUCAAGAAGCGCGAGGUGGCCAAACUGCUCACCACGUCCUGCUGCAGCGUCGGCUGCAGUGAGAGGGACAUCAGCCUGCUGUGCUAACGCAGCUGCUGCCGGGGA
Messenger RNA from Phasianus colchicus (ring-necked pheasant), 1717 nucleotides. It is a transcript of the gene INSL5, whose product is annotated as insulin like 5. The record is from RefSeq and is a predicted model, not a curated record. Gene Ontology annotation, molecular function: G protein-coupled receptor binding; hormone activity. Gene Ontology annotation, cellular component: extracellular region. NCBI's taxonomy places the organism in Eukaryota, Metazoa, Chordata, Aves, Galliformes, Phasianidae.